AUGCAACGUGUCAUACCAAAACAGAUCUUAGGUUUUGUACGCCAUUACUUUUCACAAAAACGAUUCCACUAUAUUGAACUAAUUGAAGAUUUACCAUCAAGUUUAGCUUGUCGAGCAGGACUAAAAAACUAUGAUCGAGUUAUCUUUUUAAAUGGUGUCAAUAUCGAAAAUGAUACUUAUGAACAGUUAUGGUAUCGCUUUGAUACAGCACGGCAUCUUCCAGUUCAAAUGCUUGUCUGUAGCCCAGCUACAUACGAAUAUUAUACAACUAAUAAAAAACAAUUUCAUCUUGAUCUUACAACUAUUCAACAUUUAAAGCCAGUAUAUGCAACAUCAACAUCUGAUUCUCAUACAGAUAUACCAGCAGUUUCUGUUGACAAGAAAAGUUUUUAUGCUGUCCGAUGGGAAAAUAGUGGCAUUGUUUCAACGGUAUCUCAAUCAGCCGUUUUUAAGUCACCUGAAUAUACUCAUGUAAAUGAUGUCUGUUUUAUCGAAACAAUAGGACAAUAUCGAAAGGGACAAAUUAUUUUUAAAGGUCUGUUAUUAUGA
Messenger RNA from Rotaria sp. Silwood1, 549 nucleotides. The record is from the annotation of a GenBank genome assembly. NCBI's taxonomy places the organism in Eukaryota, Metazoa, Rotifera, Eurotatoria, Philodinida, Philodinidae.